This is a messenger RNA of Giardia duodenalis, 5385 nucleotides long. RefSeq lists its product as uncharacterized. The record is from RefSeq and is a predicted model, not a curated record. The transcript has a single exon. NCBI's taxonomy places the organism in Eukaryota, Fornicata, Diplomonadida, Hexamitidae. Bases 1 to 5385 code for a protein of 1794 amino acids.
AUGAGAGGCUCGUCUCCUUCACAAUAUAGGAAAACUGGGUUGAGUGCACAGCUUGCUGCACCCCCACAGCCACUCCAAAGACCUGAAGACUGGGCUUUACCAGACAGCCAGUCUGCCGCUCGCGUCAACGCGACUAGAAUUCCAGAGCAUUAUUGGCGGGUUCCUAAGGAUACUCUGACAUACGUUAAUGGUGUACCUAUGCGACAAACAGAUGCCGACACAAUUUUUCCAUCGAGUGAGCCGCGGACAGAGGCAGAGCGUUUAUGGUUGUACAACUUUUCUUCCGACGUCCUGAGUCAUGUGACAGGCCGUGCGUCAUACUUAAAUCUCAACAAAGAGGGAGACAUUCGAUUUGUACUGCACGGGAUUAAUCUUCUCCAAAUCUUCUGCUUUGAAAUAUCGCGACAUGUGGCCUGCAUAACGCUUGACAAGCAGACGUAUCCUUAUGAGAAACUGGCUGAACUACUUGUUUCUAUCUCCCACUCACUCCAAGGCCUAAAUGAGAAUCUGACCCAUUACGCAGCAAAUGAGGCAUCACAUGCGCCAUUACUAUCGGAUCUUUCUAACUUUUAUCGAUACACUAGUCCGGGAACAGAUAUCACUAACUUAUAUGCAGACGUCCGAUCAACCACAGCCAUAGACACAGAGACAUCAUUGGCCCUUAUAACAGAGUUAGAGCGGCGUCUCAGCGAGGAAAAGGAGAGCGCGAAGAAGCGCGAGACUGAAUUAGAACAACGAAUCAAGUCCCUAGAAUCAGAGCUUGCUGCCCAGAAGAAGAACUCCUCCCGGUUAGAGCUAGAGCUCAGUGCCACCAAGACUAUCAGAACAAACAUCACAUCAACACACUCAUUAGGGAAGGGCCUCAGUGCUAGCGCGAGCAAUUUGGCCCAAGGCUCCUCUGCCCCAGGAAUAUCUGCAGAAGAUUCUUUAACAGACCUGAAGCCCCAUGCGGCAAGAAAGCCACAUAGCCUGAACACUGAUAUGAUAACAACGAACAUCUACUCCUCAUUUGCCCCAGCUCCAGCUCCAAUGACUCAAGCAUCUUCCUCAAUCAGACUUUUGCCCCAAAACGUCACAGAUAUAUAUGGGAACAUUAGCACAAUGUCUAUGCAGCGUAGCCAGCCUCGUGGAGAAGGAGCAGUCCUCCAGCGCAUCAGCGAGAUGCCGGUUUCACACAAUCUCACCGGGCAGCAGACUCUUGGAGACGGUGCUGAUUACACGGUGCUACGUAGCUGCACAGGUGGGUCUCAAAGGAUGCUUGAUCGCUUUGGAAAGCGAGAAGCUGACCUGGAUCACGUAGAGACUGUCCCAAGCACGCUUGAGGUGUCCAACUGUCGUGACUCCAGCAGGAUUGAGCUCCAUAGCGGAAGGACAGACCCGUCACAGAGGUCGUCAGCCAUCUUUCAAACUAUAGGCAACCUAAUGUCUGCACAGCUAACGGCGUCACAUCGCAUUCCCAGUCGUCCCCAAACGGCCCCAGACCCAGAGUAUCCUAGUCUUUCUUACAGGAGCACACAAGAAAUCGGGCCGUCCGUCAAUUCAUCAAUAGAUAUAACAAGGUUACAACGGAAAAACUGGGCUGAUGUAACAAUGAAAGACACCAGAGGGAGGGCAUCUGAAAAGCUCAUCAACAGCUCCGGACACCAAGACGUACCUGAUCCCACCGCUACUCUUGUUCUUCCAAAGGGCUUAGCAAGCGCUGCAUCCAAGUUUUUAGGGGCUAUCAUGAGCCUUGAUGAAGAUGACGCCUGGAGGCUGGAGGCCAACCUAACCCGUCAACUGACAAGGAAUACAUUAGACACGCCCUUAGCAGGAACUUACAAUAAGGACCUUGGCCAUGUACUGCUACGACAAUCGAAUGAUACCCAAGCCUUUUCAUUACUUAAUCCUAUAUGCAUGUCACACGAAAAAGCUAUCGGAGAAAUAGAUUUAUCUGCAGAUAAUUUCAGAAUUACGUUUCGAGCUAUUCCAGAAGUAGCCUCGGGGCAGAAAUCACUUUUUUCCGGCCAAGUCGCACAAGGUUGGACAGACGAUUAUUUACAGCAAUAUAUGCGUGAAGUGGAUCUUACCAAUACUGGCACACAUUCGUCUCGACCGCUACUGCUCAGCGGCCAUUCUAAUUCCUUGCCGGCCGCGUCUUCAUCCCUCGCUGUCUUCAACAACUCGAUUGAAUCAGGAAUAGUAGAACCCCAACAUACUCUUCCACAACCACUAAAGUCUGCUGUUGGACGUCAUAUUCCCAUCCUGAGCAAAAAUCGCUAUAUAAACCCUGAGGUGAGGCCCAAGACUAGUUUGAAGCCAGCAAGAAUGUCCAAACGUUCCUCUACCAGUACAUCACCAACAAGGCAUAAUAUGUCUACUGACCCCGUGGCUGAGGUAGAGGCUGACAAUCUUCCUCCCAACCAGUCAGCGCACGAGUUCAUUACCGAGGCAGAUGCGUUCCAGGGGAUGAUAGCUCUGGGAGAAAAAGAUAUGUCGCCAGCACUUGCAGAUCCCUCUGCACAUACAGUUACAUGCAGAACUCUUUAUUCUAAGACGCGAGCAGAGCUACACACUAUUUAUCGACAUAUCUACUCCUUAAGGAGCACAGGAAGUGACACCUCAGUGGCUGAUCGAGGCUCAGAAGAAAAGAUCCUUUUGCAACCUCGCUACAUAAGCCAGUAUACAAAGAUAGUUGAUGCCCUGCUGCAAACAGAGAACGGAUUGCAAUCAAUCCCCUUCAUAAAGGGCCCAUCUUAUCUAGAGUCACAGUAUGGACAGAGUGAUCAGAAGAAGGAGUCUAUCAUGCUUCUAACACGAAAGCUCUUUUGUAGUGACUCAAUUUUCUCAUUCACUACCAAUGAUAACAUUUUUCAGGCUUUGAACGAGCGUAUUGCUACUGUUUCUCAACAAGAGCUCCGAGACGUUUUAUGGUGUGACUUUCUCACACAAUGGAAUUCACUGACCAACGGUAUUACUGGACAAGAGACAAAGCAAGCUGCCCUAAUAUCGAGAUGCCUUGAGAACAUGUGCCGAAAGUGGGACAUACUGCCUCUUAUCAAGCUCAUUCUAUGCUACAAGUUCGACUUACACACAUCAAUCCGUUUAGACGACCUAACACUCUUUAAAACCGGGAAUAAAAAUGGAUCUAGUUCUGUGAUGCAAAUGUUUACACAUCCAGGAUUCUUUUCUGGGGCAAGCAAGACAUAUUUCAUGGGUCUAUCUAAGACCACGCAUCUCUAUAAGAUCCUAAAGCCAUCUAUGCGGGUAUUUUGUGCAAAGCUGGACUCAGCAGCUUCUAGAACAGCAUCUCAUGCUAGUAUCAAGUCUACUACACAAGCUAGAAUAAGUGUAGAGGAACAAAAGGGCCUUAUGCAUCUACGAUCAAUCGUUUCAAGUAUUGGUUAUGUACUUCUCGAUCUACGCGCAGUUUUGGGGAUUAUUCAUGAGCUGAUCAUUCAAAGGCAUGCAUCUUGUGAGCUUUCUGCCAAAAAGGACGCUAGCUACAAUCCUAUGGACAGGUUUGUUCUUGAGGUCUUCAUGCACCACAAUUCUAUGGAUAUUGAUAGAACACAUCGCGCACUAAUUUCUUUUCUUCUUAGCAUUCAAGUCUAUGUUCUCUGUGAUCAUCUAUCAGAGGAUUUUGGGGCAGAGUGUAAAGAUGAGGACAACCAAUUGGAUAGUCUCUGGCCAGGUUCUAGGCACAGCCCGACACGUCCACUUUCUAUAGCCUCGCAUGCAGGUGCAAUGUAUAAACUGAAUGAAGCUGGUGAAUCCGAUGAAGAUGAGACAUCUCUUUUCGAUGAUCCUGUCCUGGAUGACGCACCCGUGAAAGUCAGGCCAGCAUCAGAGGCAUUAGGCAUCUUCCAAUGUAACGAGUUUCUUCUCGUAUUUCUGGAAAUGCUUUCUUCGUCAGAUCACGUCAUCACUGAAUACCUCUGUUAUUCCUAUAUAAUGCUCCAUGAAUGUAGUGGCGCCAAAUAUCCCUAUCCAUUUAUCGGCUUAGACUCGGUACUCUUGUUGAUUAGAAAGCUGCUUCCAGAGCUUCCAGGGCCAUAUUUUGCAUUACUGAAUUCGUCGCUCAAACACAUAGCUGUUACUGAUAGGUGUGAUGCGCCCGUAUUAGAUGUAGGCACUGUGCUCCGCAUACUAGGCUCUCAAAAACGUAUGGUGCGACUUAUGCUUAUGAAUGCAGUCGCAGAGGAGUACGGCCGCUUGCUCACCAAGGAGACUAUUCCGCAAGCAGGACCUUCUCUCGAAGACAUCCCUAGAGCAAUAGAAUCUGGGGACAGAUUGAUACCAGAUACCACCUCUCCAAUGACAGCUGGAGGUCGUCGUGAUCCGACAAAGAAACCCAAGUCGUCGAUCAAACAAAAGCGAGAGAACAAAUCCAUCGAUGAGUUGAAGACGUCCUGCUACCUCGACGUCCCAAUCACCUAUGAGAACUUUGUCACGGUAAUCUCUAAGACAGGAGGCGCUCUUUUCCCAGCAAUGACUGCUAAAUACUAUUAUGCUGCAAUGUGGAAUGCAGCUGUCGACAAAGCUGAGUCUACUUCCACGCGUCCAUCUACAUUAGGAUCGGGGUUGGAGCCUGGGUCCCACAUCAGUUCAAGCAUGCCAUCCCUAAGACGUAUCUUCUCUAUACUUCCAUAUGUUGCAUACGAGCCAUUUCCUUGUCUGUUCAAGAUCCUCUCUCGGAAAAGCAAAUUAUUCUCUACGCAAAGACUUUACUAUGGGCAUGAGGUAAGCGCUCAGCAUGAUAUCCAGGCCCUUGUGCUUCGGUAUGCCCUGUGUGGAGAUAGAUAUGGGCAUAUUCAAGAGCUUCGAGGAACUCUCAAAACCAUUGUCUAUGAGCUGGAGGCUCCAGUCAAGCGGCUUGUUUCCAUGUUGACAUGUGAGGCUAAUGGAUUGGCAUACAAUAUGGAGCCAUUUUAUAUAUCUGCGCGUUUGUCUGGCUCCAUCACCACCACCACUACCAGUGUUUCAACUGUCUGCUCCCCUGAAGCUACUAAGUGCUCUAUUAGCUCUCUAUCUUAUACAAUGCCAGCUAGGAGACACCUCUCUGCAAUGGCUAUGCAGCUGACCGCACUUUAUGCCUCAGCAAAGCUCACCAUUGGAGACAACUCGCUUCCAGACGACGCUUUGGUGGAUGUCAUCAGCACAAUAAGAGAACUUAGCAUUCAGAUGCACAUAUCUUACCAGUCCUUGCGUCCUUUCAACAGCAGCAUCACUGGGCUCCUAUAUGAAUUACAAGACCGAUUACAAGGUGUUGUGCGCUGUGACUCUUACUUGUGCAAAAAUGUUACAGCUGAAGAGAUGCUUCGGGAAACUUUGGGCGUUGACAACAUCAGUGGGCCACUGGCACGGAUACUGGGCAUGGCACGCAACUCCAUACAUAUCCAGUAG